Messenger RNA from Triticum dicoccoides, 2965 nucleotides. RefSeq names its product THO complex subunit 1-like. The record is from RefSeq and is a predicted model, not a curated record. The coding region runs from base 1230 to 2912 and encodes 560 amino acids. Gene Ontology annotation, cellular component: THO complex part of transcription export complex. The transcript has 20 exons. Gene Ontology annotation, biological process: mRNA export from nucleus. NCBI's taxonomy places the organism in Eukaryota, Viridiplantae, Streptophyta, Magnoliopsida, Poales, Poaceae.
GUAUUUAAUGGCGACUGCGGCGGCCACCCGCGCCGUCGGCUUUCACCGCCGGCUGUCGCUAGAUGCAAACUACCUGGAUGGUUUGGUGGCGAUGGAGCCGCUAGAUACAUGCUUUCUCGCGUGCCUUCUCCUUGCCUUUGCUCUUCCCAGUGAUGCGGACCCAGGAACAGAGUCCAACCCUCUCUCCUUCUGUUUGUUCCUUCUUCUAAUUGUUCCUUGGUGUUCUGCAUGCUCUUUGACAAACUUCAAAUUUUUGUUUUUAUGUCUUAGUGUGUCCGGUUUCAAUUCCCAUGUAAGAAGAUCCUUCUAAGGAAGGCCAAGAAUUGGUACUGAAAUUCUGAAUAUGCAUAUGUACAAAGAACCUUGAAUUUGUCCAAGUGAGCAUGACAUUGAUUCCGGUUCUGUGGUAUUUGUGUCUAACUUAAUUCAUCUUGGCACCUGGUCAAAAUAAAUAAAUUCAUCUUGGCAUGAUUAUUAUGUGGUUCAAGUGCUAAUCAAGUGAGCUGACCAUUUAGUUUCUUCAUCACCAUGCUAAUAGUAGAUUUGUGCCAUGCUAUUAGGAAUAACAUCUUGUUUUGUCAACCGGUCUCUAGUAAAUGAGAAGUUCACUCUUUGUUUACACUUGUGACUAAAACACAUUUGGUUGCCUAUUGUAAUUUCUGUUUUCAGAUUUUGGCAUGUUAUUCUCGAACAUAUUAUGGCGCCCGAUUUAUUUCUGGAAAAAAAAUUCCCCUUUCUCGAGAGUCCAUAUUCACUAUUAAUUUAUGAAAGUCAAUUUUCAUGUUGUUUAGCCUACAAUGCUCCUAAAAGUAUUACAUGGCACGUGGAGCGCAGGGUGAGUGCCCAUGUUAGCAAUGUUGUGUUCCUUUUUCAAGAUUUAGGGUUUAGUUUGGUUAAGAAAGCUUGUUGCACUGUAUUAACACUUUGAGGAUUAAAGCUGCGCUUGAGUCAGUUCGAAUAUUGUACAGUUGAUCUAUCCUGUUUAUUAGGAGUUAGAUCCAAAAAGCUAAGUUAUAUGUGAUAAAAUUCAACUUAUGGUCCUUCUAUAUUAUGGUUUGUAAUUUGUUACGGUCUUAGGGAAAAUAUCUCUCACAUAUAUUUGGACCCAUACAAACUAUUCAAUUUUUCUCAAUUACUGUUUGGAUUUUUCAAAAAUAGUCUAAGUAUAUGUAAGGCUCUAGUAAUUGUUAGAGAGCUCGGCAUUUCCUACCGCACCGGGCCACCGGCCCAUGUUGGCCGUGCAAUUCUGCAUAUACCGCCGGAAAUGGUGCCCCCUUCCCCAAUCCCCGUCCUUGCGCCCUGCCCGCGGUGGUGAUCCAGUGAGCCCCCUCCUCCACCAUGGCGUCGCCCUCGCCCUCGCCGCCGCCGUCCAAUUCGGGCCUCCGUACACGCCUCACCAAGGACCGACCGCCCGCCCCGUCCCCGUCCCCGCUCGCAGCCGUCUCCAGCCACGCCGACCGCGACCGCAUCAUCGGAGUGUUCCGGAGCGCGCUGUGCAGGGCCGAAUCCCCGGAAGCUUUCGCCCUCCAGGCGCUCCAGGAAGCAAUCAAGCCUCAGAAGCAAACGGUGCUGGUUCUAGAGGAGAACCAGUACUUGGAGAAUGCUCUCCGGAGGCUGCUGCAGGAACUUGUCUUCAAUCUGGUAAAGGAGUCAUGCAAUGUGGAAACUCAGUGGAUAGCGGAGAAAGUAGUUGCAUGAUAACACGCCUUCUUGAUAUGAUGCUUUACCUUUGUGAAAGAGGACAUGUUGAGGCUGGUAUGGUAUUCCAGCUCUUAGAAGAUCUGACGGACAUGUCAACUAUCAAAGAUUGCAAACAUGUCUUUGGGUAUAUCGAGAGCAAACAGGAUGUCUUGGGGAAGCAAGAAUUAUUUCGGCGUGGCAAGUUGGUUAUGCUGAGGACAUGCAACCAAUUACUCCAAAGACUUUCAAAGUCAAACGAUGUGGUCUUCCGUGGACGAAUUAUCAUGUUUCUGGCACAUUUCUUCCCGUUGUCAGAGCGUUCAGCUCUCAACAUCAAGGGAGUUUUCAACAUAUCAAAUGAAACUAAGUAUGAGAAAGAUCCCACCGCCGGAAUUUCUGUUGACUUCAACUUCUACCAGACCUUGUGGAGUCUUCAGGAGCAUUUCAGGAACCCAGCUUCGACUACUACAAACCCAACAAAAUGGCAAAAGUUUGCUUCUAAUUUAAUGGUCGUGUUAAGCACAUUUGAAUCUCAGACUCUCUGUAGUGCUGAUGGAAAGCAUAACAAUACUGAGCAGGAGGGGGAUGCUGCUUCCAAUAUUAAGUACCUUACUAGCAGUAAAUUGAUGGCUUUGGAGUUGAAGGACGCAAGUUUUCGAUGCCACAUCCUUGUCCAAUGCCUUAUAUUUUUUGAUUGUCUGAAGGCGCCUGGAAAGAGUGACAAGGAAGGUCCAUCCGAGAGCAUGAAAGAGGAAAUCAAAUCCUGUGAAGAGCGUGUUAAGAACCUCCUGGAGAUGAUUCCACAGAAAGGGAGGGAAUUCCUACGAAGCAUUGAGCAUAUUGUUGAGCGGGAGAGAAACUGGGUUUGGUGGAAGAGAGAUGGAUGUCCAGCAUUUGAAAAACAAACUUUUGAAAAGAAGUCGGGUCAAGCUGGAGUCAGGAAACGUAACCCAAGGUGGAGGUUGGGAAACAAAGAACUUGCCCAACUGUGGAAAUGGGCAGAACUAAACCCUACUGCUUUGACUGAUCCUGACCGAGUCCGCACACCAUCAGUUAGAGAAUAUUGGAAGCCACUUGCAGAAGAUAUGGACACAUCUGCCGGAAUUGAGGAGGAGUAUCACCACAAAAGUAAUCGUGUUUAUUGCUGGAAAGGUUUACGGUUUCAAGCCAGACAAGAUUUGGAAGGAUUUUCUCGAUUUUGUGAAGACGGGAUCGAGGGGGUUGUACCUUGAGAACUCCUGCCACGAGACGUUCAUGCCAAAUUCAGCCCCAGGUCCGCUGAGAA